AGGGAUCACCAUGUUGACCAGCAUUGCCGAUGGGCUCCUGUGUUGCCUGAUGGGCAAGACAGCCAACGUGGUCAGUCCCCUGGAGAGCGUCGAGUCGCGCGACGGCUUUAGCUUCGUGGAGGUGAAGCCCGGGCGCGUCUUGCGGGUGAAGCACGUCGCCCCGGCCCGGCCGGCGGGGGCGGAGGAGGCGGCCCAGAGGGCCGGCGCCGUGCGCUGCAAACGCCGCAUCGCCGUGUACCGCAACGGGCAGAUGGUCAUCGAGAACCUGGGCGAAGCCGUCCGCUCCGACAUCCUGCACGGCCAGAACGGGACGGAGCCCAACAGCACGGUGGAGCUGGAGGUCCCCGACGCCAACGCCGCCCCGGCGGCCAACCCUUCCGCCCCGGCGGCCAAGCGGCGCCGGCGCAAGCCCAAGAAGCUGGUCAACAUCGACUGCACCAAGUUCAUCAGCAGCUGCAAGGGGACCCACGCCGACGUGGUCCUUUUCUUCAUCCACGGCGUGGGGGGCUCUCUGGACAUCUGGAAGGAGCAGCUGGACUUCUUCACCAAGCUGGGCUACGAGGUGGUGGCCCCGGACCUUGCCGGCCACGGGGCAAGCUCGGCCCCGCAGAUCGCGGCCGCCUACACGUUCUACGCCCUGGCGGAAGACAUGCGCGCCGUCUUCAAGCGCUACGCCAAGAAGAGGAACAUCCUCAUCGGACACUCGUACGGGGUCUCCUUCUGCACCUUCCUGGCCCACGAGUACCCGGAUCUGGUCCACAAAGUCAUCAUGAUCAACGGAGGAGGCCCCACGGCGCUGGAGCCCAGCCUGUGCUCCAUCUUCAACAUGCCCACCUGCGUCCUCCGCUGCCUCUCGCCCUGCCUGGCCUGGAGCUUUUUGAAGGCCGGCUUUGCACGCCAAGGCUCCAAGGAGAAGCAGCUGCUGAAGGAAGGGAACGCGUUCAACGUCUCGUCCUUCGUCCUGAGAGCCAUGAUGAGCGGCCAGUACUGGCCCGAAGGGGAUGAAGUCUACCACGCCGAGCUCACGGUGCCCGUGCUGCUGGUGCACGGGAUGCACGACAAGUUUGUGCCUGUGGAGGAAGACCAGCGGAUGGCCGAGAUCCUGCUCAUUGCGUUCCUGAAGGUGAUCGACGAGGGCAGCCACAUGGUGAUGCUGGAGUGUCCGGAGACGGUCAACACCCUCCUGCACGAAUUCCUGCUGUGGGAGCCUGAAGUGGUUCCGGCUGGGGACGGGCCCGAAGCGGAGAAGAAAUAAAAACAA
Molecule: messenger RNA, 1261 nt
Organism: Elgaria multicarinata webbii
Lineage: Eukaryota; Metazoa; Chordata; Lepidosauria; Squamata; Anguidae
Gene: ABHD8
Product: abhydrolase domain containing 8
Exons: 4
Coding region: 11-1255 (414 amino acids)
Molecular function (GO): catalytic activity
Source: RefSeq, a predicted model, not a curated record